UUUCCGUAUAUCCACAAAGGAAAUUGCUGCCUGCCACUUUUCAAUUUUGUUGUGGCUGCAGUUUCUUUGUUUGUCUCUCUCUCCUUCUCCUCCGCGCUAGGCCUAGUCUAAAUAUGAUGAUGAAUCACACUGGUGGUGGCAGCUGCGAUCUGUCUAUGGACGGGAUGUCAGAUAUGGACGGCGGGAGCAUGAUGGGAGGAAUGGGAAAGAUGUAUUUCCAUUUUGAUGCCUGCCAACGCCUUCUCUUUAGUUCUUGGAAGAUAACUAAUUCAAGAGAACUCAUUGGUGCUAUGGUAGCAGUAAUUUUAAUGGCUAUUCUCUACGAGGGGCUGAAGACCCUCAGGGAGUGGCUCAUUUAUCAUGAUCUAAAGAGAUCCAAAAAGAACAAAAAGAGAUCAGAUUCAACUAAUAAUGAGAAAGACGACAAAAUGGAGCUGUUGGAUCCAGAAAAGAAAUCAAACAGGGUAAAGUCCUUCUCUAUUAGUCUAAGCAUGCACAUCAUACAGUCCCUGCUUCAUGUGGUUCAAGUUGGCUAUGGAUACAUUUUAAUGUUCAUUGCUAUGACUUUUAAUGGAUGGCUAUUCCUCUCGGUUUGCUUUGGUGCUGGGAUUGGGUACUUCAUUUUUGGAAAGACCAAGCACAUCUUUGGAGUCAAUAAUAGGGACCAGAAUGAACACUGUCAUUGAAAUACAUGUGAUUAUGAGUAUUAUUAUUAUUAUUAUCAUUAUUAUUAUUAUCAUUAUUAUUAUUAUUAUUAUUAUCAUCAUUAUUAUUAUUAUUAUUAUUAUUAUUAUUAUUAUUAUUAUUAUUAUUGUGCUAGAGCUAUCAUGCUUCUGUAAAAAAGAUUCAAUUGUUUUUAAGGACAU
This is a messenger RNA of Amphimedon queenslandica, 866 nucleotides long. Its product is annotated as probable low affinity copper uptake protein 2. The transcript is spliced from 4 exons. Gene Ontology annotation, biological process: copper ion transmembrane transport. Lineage: Eukaryota; Metazoa; Porifera; Demospongiae; Haplosclerida; Niphatidae. The coding region runs from base 114 to 686 and encodes 190 amino acids. Gene Ontology annotation, molecular function: copper ion transmembrane transporter activity. The record is from RefSeq and is a predicted model, not a curated record. Gene Ontology annotation, cellular component: membrane.